AUGAAUAGACUAUUCGGUUAUGGGAACAAGAAGUCCCACGAUCAACUUCUCCAAGAAUCCAAUCAAGCCAUGAAUCAGGCACAACAAGGUUUGCAAAGCAGAGUCUCACAACUAGACACACAGAUAUCUCAGCUAAAUUUCCAACUACAAACUAUUCAAAGAAAGAUCUCAUCUUCUAAAUCAAGUUUGGGUCAAAGACCUCUAAGGCAACAGGCUUUGAAAUUAUUAAAUAAGAGGAAACAAUUACAAGGGAUGAGAGACUCGCUUGAUUCACAAUCUUGGUCGAUGACACAGGCACAAUUGACUAGCGAUAAUUUACAAAAUACAAUGGUCACGGUGAAUGCCUUAAAGCAAACGAAUAAGGCAUUGAAGGCCCAAUAUGGGAAAAUUAAUUUGGAUAAACUACAGGAUAUGCAAGAUGAGAUGUUAGAUUUGAUCGAACAGGGAGAUGAAUUACAAGAUAUGUUGGCUUCCGCAUCGCCUAUGGGGGAAGACUUGGAUGAGAUUGAUGAAAGUGAAUUGGAUGCAGAGUUGGAUGCUCUAGCUGAGGAGGAUUUCACUGCUGGGAUGGAAGAUGCUAAUUCUAUACUGGAGAGCAAUGGACCUGCAUCCUACCUAGGCGGAGCUGUCCCACAGUUUAUUGAUGAGGAACCUUCAACUGAAGAUGCCGAAGCAGCAAAGAAGCUAGAGAGUGCUCAGUGA
This is a messenger RNA of Naumovozyma castellii, 702 nucleotides long. It is a transcript of the gene VPS60, whose product is annotated as Vps60p. Bases 1 to 702 code for a protein of 233 amino acids. NCBI's taxonomy places the organism in Eukaryota, Fungi, Ascomycota, Saccharomycetes, Saccharomycetales, Saccharomycetaceae. The transcript has a single exon. The record is from RefSeq and is a predicted model, not a curated record.